ACCAGGCCCGCUGAGCCUCUGCAGAGCCGCCAGCCAUGCCCGGGAUCGUGGUGUUCCGGCGGCGCUGGUCUGUGGGCAGUGAUGACCUCGUCCUGCCGGCCAUCUUCCUCUUCCUCCUGCACACCACCUGGUUUGUGAUCCUGUCUGUGGUGCUCUUCGGCCUGGUCUACAACCCCAACGAGGCCUGCUCCCUGAACCUGGUGGACCACGGCCGCGGCUACCUAGGCAUCCUGCUGAGCUGCAUGAUCGCCGAGAUGGCCAUCAUCUGGCUGAGCAUGCGCGGGGGCAUCCUCUACACAGAGCCCCGCGAAUCCAUGCAGUACGUGCUCUACGUGCGCCUGGCCAUCCUGGUGAUCGAGUUCAUCUAUGCCAUCGUGGGCAUCGUCUGGCUCACUCAGUACUACACCUCCUGCAACGACCUCACUGCCAAGAACGUCACCCUCGGGAUGGUCGUCUGCAACUGGGUGGUCAUCCUCAGCGUCUGCAUCACCGUCCUCUGUGUCUUCGACCCCACGGGCCGCACCUUUGUCAAGCUAAGAGCCACCAAGAGGCGGCAGCGCAACCUCCGGACCUACAACCUCCGGCACCGCUUAGAGGAGGGUCAGGCCACCAGCUGGUCGCGCCGGCUCAAAGUGUUCCUCUGCUGCACUCGGACGAAGGACUCCCAGUCAGAUGCCUACUCGGAAAUCGCCUACCUCUUCGCCGAGUUUUUCCGAGACCUCGACAUCGUGCCGUCCGACAUCAUUGCGGGCCUGGUGCUGCUCCGGCAGCGGCAGCGGGCCAAACGCAACGCGGUGCUGGACGAGGCGAACAAUGACAUUUUGGCCUUCCUGUCUGGGAUGCCAGUGACCAGAAACACCAAGUAUCUCGACCUCAAGAACUCGCAAGAGAUGCUCCGCUACAAAGAGGUCUGCUACUACAUGCUAUUCGCUCUAGCCGCCUACGGGUGGCCCAUGUACCUGAUGCGGAAGCCUGCCUGUGGCCUCUGCCAGCUGGCUCGGUCCUGCUCGUGCUGCCUGUGCCCUGCGCGGCCCCGCUUCGCCCCGGGAGUCACCAUCGAGGAAGACAACUGCUGUGGCUGCAACGCCAUUGCCAUCCGGCGCCACUUCCUGGACGAGAACAUGACCGCGGUGGAUAUCGUGUACACCUCCUGCCACGACGCGGUCUAUGAGACCCCCUUCUACGUGGCAGUGGACCAUGACAAGAAGAAGGUGGUGAUCAGUAUCCGGGGAACCCUUUCCCCUAAGGAUGCGCUGACAGACCUCACUGGUGACGCUGAGCGCCUCCCUGUGGAGGGGCACCACGGCACCUGGCUGGGACACAAGGGAAUGGUCCUCUCGGCUGAGUAUAUCAAGAAGAAGCUGGAGCAGGAGAUGGUCCUGUCCCAGGCCUUUGGGCGAGACCUGGGCCGCGGAACCAAACACUACGGCCUGAUUGUGGUGGGCCACUCCCUGGGUGCAGGCACUGCUGCCAUCCUCUCCUUCCUUCUGCGCCCCCAGUACCCUACCCUCAAGUGCUUUGCCUACUCCCCACCAGGGGGCCUGCUGAGCGAGGACGCCAUGGAAUACUCCAAGGAAUUUGUGACAGCUGUGGUUCUGGGCAAAGACCUUGUCCCCAGGCGAGUCGCAAGUCACAAGUUAUGCCCUCUCUCCACGGUCCCGGUCCCAAUCCCAGUCGACUGUUCCUCCCUCCUCGGGGGAUUCCCAUCUCCCCGGGGGGAGUCCCAGAGCCCCCAGAGCCGGAGGACGGGCGGCCCCACCCUGCCUGACCUCCCUUCCCUGGCUUGGCCCUGCCGAGCUGCUGACUCCCGCCUGCCUGUCCACCCCUCCCACCCUGUGAUCCUGAUGGCGUGGUCUUUUUGUUUCUGUGGCUGCCAUGUGCCUGCCCGCUCUGCCCCCACACCCCACGCCUCUCCCGGGCCCUGGCCAGGCCAGGCUGACACCCGUCUUGCCUCCUUCCCCAGGAUCGGCCUCUCCCAGCUGGAAGGCUUCCGCAGACAGCUCCUGGAUGUCCUGCAGCGAAGCACAAAGCCUAAAUGGCGAAUUAUCGUGGGGGCCACCAAAUGUAUCCCCAAGUCGGAGCUGCCUGAGGAGGUGGAGGUGGCCACGCUGGCCAGCACGCGGCUCUGGACCCACCCCAGCGACCUGACCAUCGCCCUGUCAGCCAGCACCCCUCUCUACCCACCCGGCCGCAUCAUCCACGUGGUCCACAACCACCCAGCAGAGCAGUGCUGCUGCUGUGAGCAGGAGGAGCCCACGUACUUUGCCAUCUGGGGCGACAACAAGGCCUUCAACGAGGUGAUCAUCUCGCCGGCCAUGCUGCACGAGCACCUCCCCUAUGUGGUCAUGGAGGGGCUCAACAAGGUGCUGGAGAACUACAACAAGGGAAAGACGGCCCUGCUGUCUGCUGCUAAGGUCAUGGUGAGCCCCACUGAGGUGGACCUGACUCCCGAGCUGAUCUUCCAGCAGCAGCCGCUGCCCACAGGGCCACCCGUGCCCGCCGGCCUCGCCCUAGAGCUGCCCACCGCAGACCACCGAAAUAGCAGCGUCAGGAGCAAGUCCCAGUCCGAGGUGAGCCUGGAGGGCUUCUCCGAGGGGCGGCUGCUGUCCCCGGUGGCCGCGGCCGCAGCGGCCCGCCAGGACCCCGUGGAGCUGCUGCUGCUGUCCACCCAGGAGCGGCUGGCGGCGGAGCUGCAGGCCCGGCGGGCGCCGCUGGCCACCAUGGAGAGCCUCUCAGACACCGAGUCGCUGUACAGCUUCGACUCGCGCCGCUCGUCAGGCUUCCGCAGCAUCCGCGGCUCACCCAGCCUCCACGCCGUGCUGGAGCGCGACGAGGGCCACCUCUUCUACAUCGACCCCGCCAUCCCGGAGGAGAACCCGUCCCUGAGCUCGCGCACCGAGCUGCUGGCGGCCGACAGCCUGUCCAAGCACUCCCAGGACACGCAGCCCCUGGAGGCGGCCCUGGGCAGCGGGGGCGUCACCCCGGAGCGGCCCCCCAGCGCGGCGGCCAACGAGGAGGAGGGGGGCGGCGGCGACGGCGGCGGGGCAGCCCCGGGGGCCGAGCUCGCGCUGCACAACGGGCGCCUGGGGGACUCGCCCAGCCCUCAGGUGCUGGAGUUCGCCGAGUUCAUUGACAGCCUCUUCAACCUGGACAGUAAGAGCAGCUCCUUCCAGGACCUCUACUGCAUGGUGGUGCCCGAGAGCCCCACCAGCGACUACGCCGAGGGCCCCAAGUCCCCCAGCCAGCAAGAGAUCCUGCUCCGCGCCCAGUUCGAGCCCAACCUGGUGCCCAAGCCCCCGAGGCUGUUUGCCGGCUCGGCCGACCCCUCCUCGGGCAUCUCACUCUCGCCCUCUUUCCCGCUCAGCUCCUCGGGGGAGCCCAUGGACCUGUCGCCCACGGGUCUCAGCAGCCAGGAGUGCCUGGCAGUGGACAAGAUCCGGACUUCUACCCCCACCGGCCGAGGGGCCAGCCCCGCCAAGCAGGACGACCUGGUCAUCUCAGCUCGCUAGCACCCCAGGCGUGGCUGCCGGCUGAGGCCCAGGCCAGAGUAGGUGGCCCCCCCGGGCUCCUGGUGGCUGCCCCCAGGGCCAGGCUGCUUUGAGGAGAGGCCCCCAGGGGCCGGUUUAGCCUCAGGCACGGGGCACUGCUGCUGAGCUGGGGGUCCACGUCCCUACCUCAGCUUAGGACCACCAGGAGGCUGGGAUCUGGGUCCUCCAGAUUGGGGAGGGGUGUGAUGCAGGGGGGAGCCUGGGGCAGCCGGCCCGGUGGGCAGGGCAGCGCUCUGCGCUCUCGGCCUGCCUGUCCCCCACAGGGCAUCCCGGCACCCCCUAUUCCAGGACCGGCAGUGGGCAUGCUGACUCCCCAUCACUGCCCUCUGGCUGCUCUCCCAGGGCCCAGAUGGAGAGCAGCCCUCUCCCCACAUAUUCACGUCUGUGGUCCAGGCUGGCAUCUGCCCUGGCCACCCCCCAGAUCUGGUGCCUGCUGGCCAGCCCCCUGGGGUGACCCCACACCAAGGUGGCCCGCAGUGCUGUGUAUGUUUACAGAAGCCACUGGGCUGGGCUCGGGAUGUUUCCUGGGCUUGCAAGCCCCCCUCUCCCCCAUCGUGUGUUCUGAGCAGGGAAAGGAGGAAGGCCAGGCUCCACAGAGCCCAAGGCAGCCAUGGAGCCUGGAGGAGCCUGGAGGAGGGUGGGAUCAAGACUGCCGCUUCUCUGCUCCGUGCCCCUCAUGCUGAUCCCUCUGGCAGUGGGUCCUGGGCACCCUGGCCUGCCCUGUCUGCCCAUUAGUUCCUGGCUUGCCUUCUACCCCCAGGGAUCCUGGCCACUCAAAGGGCGGAGGGCACAGGUGUGACCACCCCUGGCUGCAGAGUCAGUGCCCUGGGAAGAAGGAGGGCACCCAAAUCCCCCUUCCUUUGAGGGCUCCGUGUAACCCCUUUAUAUCACCUCGCCCCCACGCCUAGGCAGCCUCGGGACCUGGGAUCUGAAACCAGACAUGCCUCCACCCCCCCCCCGCCCCCCCCUUCCC
Molecule: messenger RNA, 4521 nt
Organism: Panthera uncia (snow leopard)
Lineage: Eukaryota; Metazoa; Chordata; Mammalia; Carnivora; Felidae
Gene: DAGLA
Product: diacylglycerol lipase alpha
Exons: 18
Coding region: 36-3509 (1157 amino acids)
Biological process (GO): lipid metabolic process
Cellular component (GO): postsynaptic membrane; dendrite membrane
Source: RefSeq, a predicted model, not a curated record